Molecule: messenger RNA, 2428 nt
Organism: Chroicocephalus ridibundus (black-headed gull)
Lineage: Eukaryota; Metazoa; Chordata; Aves; Charadriiformes; Laridae
Gene: CYB5R5
Product: NADH-cytochrome b5 reductase-like
Exons: 7
Coding region: 212-1138 (308 amino acids)
Molecular function (GO): cytochrome-b5 reductase activity, acting on NAD(P)H
Source: RefSeq, a predicted model, not a curated record
GGCCAGCCCCGAGUCUAGGGUUCCCCGGCUCCACCCGCGGCCUGGUCGGGGGCUCCCCCCUCACAGCCCUCAGAGGAACCUCGGGCACUCGGGUGCCUGGUGGGUACGGAACCGUCGGCUGCUGUGAAAAGCAGGACCACUCGCCUUUUGGUUCCCUCUUCUGCCUCUGUAACGUUAGAAUAAGCGGUUUUGUGUUGUGGGGGAGAAGACAAUGAGUGGAAACGAGGACGACUGGCUGGCUCUCAAACCCCAGGAACCUUCUCCAUCCCAGUGCUGCGGCAGCGGCUGCAAACCCUGCAUCUAUGAUGUGUACGAGAAGGAGCUUGCACAAUGGGAAAGGGCCAAGGCAAAGAAAGACAAAAGCCUCCUCAUGGAAAAAAAGGAGCAGAGCAAUAAUUCAGAACUGAAUCCAGAUACAUUUACUGCAUUCAACAUUAGCUCGGUGGAGCAGCUAACAGAGGACACCUACCAGUACAAAUUUGAAUUACCGGGAAAUAGCAGUCUGCAAUUGAGUUUAGGACAACAUAUCGUGUUAAGAGGAGUGGUGAAUGGGUUGGAGGUCCAGCGAGCCUAUACUCCGAUUAGCCCAGGGAAUGCAGAAGGGUACUUUGAAGUUUUAAUGAAAUGCUAUGAAGCCGGGCUAAUGUCACAAUACAUAAAAACGUGGAAAAAAGGAGACAUGGUCUUUUGGCGUGGGCCAUUUGGAGGGUUCCCAUAUCGACCUAAUAAGUAUGGAGAACUCCUCAUGCUGGCAUCUGGUACCGGCCUUGCACCGAUGCUUCCCAUCCUCCAGUCCAUAACAGAUGAUGAAGAGGAUGAAACCUUUGUAACUCUUGUUGGCUGCUUCCGUACCUUUGACAAAAUUUAUUUGAAACCUCUUCUGCAGGAUCUGGCUCGAUACUGGAACGUCAGAAUAUUUUACGUCCUAAGCCAGGAAACUUCACUGGAAAAACUUCCUUGGAGCUAUCAGGAAAACACAUACAUUGGUCGUCUCGCUGAAGACCUGAUGAAGAUGAUAAUAAAUUCCUGUCGAAGAAAGCCAUUUGUAUUGAUCUGCGGCUCUUCUGCAUUCAAUGAAGAUAUGAAUAGAUACUUGAAAGCUGCAGGAAUCGAAGAAAAUUCCUGUUUUUUCUUUUAGCAGAAUAUUCCUGACCCGAGGAACCUUAGGCGGAGCCUUGGACAUCAUUGUUUCUCUGCAGACAUUACUCAAAAUUGGUCAUCUCGAUAGACUGAGUUCCUUGUGCAUAGACUUUCAUAGGCCUUUGGAUCAAAUAUUUGUCUCCAGUACGAUUCUCACUCUUGAGAAUGUUUUAAUGAACAGGUGCCGUUCCAGAGUGGCUACCAUGUGAUGUGCCACCCACACCUCAGGGAACAGCAUGGUAAUUUUAAUGGAAGUCUGCACGUGCAAUUUUAAGAGACAGCUCUUAAAAGCAUCCUAGCGUUAUUAAAAAAGCAUCCAAGUACACAGCUGUCUUUUAAUAUGAAGACCAGUGACUUGCUGUGCAAUCCGUGUUAGUCUGCAGUGGUAUCGUGCCCUGUUAGGUGUCCUGAGGAGAGACUUCAUCCUGAGGGAGAAGACUGCCCGGCCAAGGGAACAGCAGAACAUUCUGGAUUCUGUGGGGUUCAUUUUGGUUGUGUCAUUAUCUUGCUGGGGGUGCCAGGCAAGUCACUUCAACCUCUCUGUGCCUCAGUUGCCCCGUUGUACACUAAUACAGAGAAGGCAGCACCGAUCUUCGCUGAAAAGAGCCUUUCCAACCCUAUAAUGGAAAAAGCUAUACAUAAGGAUGCCCAGCAAGGACUUAUGUGGGCCCCCCUGCCCUAGCGCAGCCUGCAUUGCCUACCCUGGCCCUUGGCCCUUGAAAUGCUGCCUGGGGAGAGGAAGAGCAGAGCAUGUCCUAAAAUUCUGUGUGAGAAAGCAUCUGGGAAUCUAGCUGCUCUCGGGGAGGAUGGUUGGUUGCUUUCCGUGUCCCCUAAGUGUUGUGUAAUAGCCCUGGUUCAUUCAAUUGAACCUCUUUUCAAAUAAACAGCUGUUUCUUUUUGUCACAGGUGCCCAAGGGGUGCCCCAGGCGUACAAGAACACUGCCUGAGGAGCUGAAGUGUUGCUGGGGUUCUCUCUCCCAUGGGGCAGGGGAGAGAGCCAAGGCCCUACCCCAGGGAUGGCAGCCCUGCAGCUGCCCUGGCAGAGCACCCAGCCCGGGCACCCCAGCGCCUUCCUCCUCUUUCAGUCCAAGAUGCUGCUGCCUUUCCUCUGAGACACCCGCUGUCCGCUCGUUAACCUUCUGGGACCACUGUGUUUACUAACUGCACCUGGAAAUACAGACUUUCUGCACGCCUUUGUGUUUUUUCUGUUCAUUCCCAGUUUAUCCUGUGUUGGGGUUUCCCAGGCUGUGACAGAUGACGUUGCGUUAUCAUUCCUGUCUCUUUUUUA